Molecule: messenger RNA, 1197 nt
Organism: Canariomyces notabilis
Lineage: Eukaryota; Fungi; Ascomycota; Sordariomycetes; Sordariales; Chaetomiaceae
Exons: 1
Coding region: 1-1197 (398 amino acids)
Biological process (GO): protein insertion into mitochondrial inner membrane from matrix; mitochondrial respiratory chain complex IV assembly
Cellular component (GO): mitochondrial inner membrane
Molecular function (GO): membrane insertase activity
Source: RefSeq, a predicted model, not a curated record
AUGCGCGGGCCCAAGGGGACCUCAUCAGCCUUUUCAUCGAUAUCAAGACGAACCUUUCUCACACUCGCCACCCCUAACCCUCAUGUAACCCCUUUCCCUUCCUCAAGAACAAGAUCAAGCCCCAAACACAGACCGACUCUGCCCCUCUCCAACCAUCACCAAACACGCUCUUUCUCCCUCAUCCCCAUCCUGGAAACAGCAAUCACCGCCUCGCAGACGCUGCUCAGCACCCUGCACACGGCGACCUGCACACCAUGGUACCUGACCAUCCCGCUGUUCGCGCUAGUCAUCACUCUGCCCUCGCGGCUGCCCACGACCGUCCUGGCGCGGGCCGUCGCCGUGCGCCGGGCCAAGCUUGCGCCAUUGAUGCGCGCUUGGGCCGCGCGCGUAAACCACGAGCUCGCUAAAAUCCGACUGCAGCAGCAGCAACAACAAAAUGAGAUGAUGUCGACAAACGAUAUCGCGGUGUGGGGGUUAAAGUAUCGCGCGGCCAAUCUAGCCGAGAAGAAGAGGCGGUUCCGGCGGUGGGGCGUGCAGAGCUGGAAGGACUGGGUUCCCAGUCUGGUCGUGUUUCCCCUGUGGAUUACCGGCAUCGAGGGGCUGAGGCGGAUGUGUGGCGGCCCGAGGGGACUGUUGGGGAGGAUGGUUUUCGGGAAUGGGGAGGCGCCUGAAGGAAGGGACGAAGCGGGUGUUACGGGUGCUGCUGUGCAGGGGAUGGGAGGCGGCGAGGGUGAGAUCGGAGAGGCCUUGGUUGGCUCGCUUUCUGGCCUGGAUCCGUCCCUGGCUACAGGCGGGUGUCUUUGGUUCCCGGAUCUCACGGCUGCUGAUCCGUACCAUGUUCUGCCAUUCGCCCUGUCGGCUGUCCUGCUGCUGAAUCUGUUGCGAACGGCACAUACCGGGAUGGGGAUCCGGAGCUUGUUUAAUCUCGCAGAAAAGAACCAGAUAGUGCUGGUUCAAAAUAAAUGGCGCCUGCGGGUGCAAAGGGCGUUGCUGAUGGUGGCCGUUGCGGUCGGUCCGAUGACGAUGGAUUUGCCGGCUGCGCUGCACCUCUACUGGAUCUGCUCGGCGGCCUUGACGGGCGUACAGACCGAGAUCAUAGCGCGGCUAAUGCCCAUGCCCAAGACGGUCACUCCGGCGAAACGAACCCAAGCGGUGGAAUUGGUACGCCCAACCCGUGAAGGGACGAAGAAGCCAUGA